Messenger RNA from Tyto alba (common barn owl), 519 nucleotides. RefSeq names its product gastrin/cholecystokinin-like peptide. Gene Ontology annotation, molecular function: hormone activity. The transcript is spliced from 3 exons. NCBI's taxonomy places the organism in Eukaryota, Metazoa, Chordata, Aves, Strigiformes, Tytonidae. The record is from RefSeq and is a predicted model, not a curated record. The coding region runs from base 142 to 459 and encodes 105 amino acids. Gene Ontology annotation, cellular component: extracellular region.
GUGUGGAGCCGCCCCGGGGUGGGGCAGCGGCUGCAGCGCCUUUAAAGCUGGGCCAAGCCGGGGCUGCAGCCACCCCGUGAGCCCCGGAGCCCACAGCCGCAGCCCCUCCGCGCCCCUUCCCCGCCCAGUCUCUCGGCAGCCAUGAAGAUGAAGGUGUGCAUCGGCCUCGUCCUCGCCGCGGCGGUGACCGCCUGCCUGUGCCGGCCCACGGCUGAGGCGCCAGGCGCUGUGGGGGCCCCCCGCCAGCCCCCCGCCAGCCUGGUCCGGCGGGCCUGGCCCAAGGCCCCGGCCCAGGAGCAGAAGCACCUCAUCUCCCAGCUCCUGCCCCACAUCUUCACAGAGCUGAGUGACCGUAAGGGCUACGGGGACGAGGGGAUGGAGGCUCUGCAUGACCACUACUACCCCGACUGGAUGGACUUCGGCCGCCGCAGCGCCGAGGGCUCGGUCGAUGCCGCGUAGCCGCGGGGCCGGCGGCGCGGUGCUGAGCACCAGCACGCUCGGCGCACGCCUCUUCCUGCA